Molecule: messenger RNA, 2257 nt
Organism: Nanorana parkeri
Lineage: Eukaryota; Metazoa; Chordata; Amphibia; Anura; Dicroglossidae
Gene: CAMKK1
Product: calcium/calmodulin dependent protein kinase kinase 1
Exons: 18
Coding region: 301-1893 (530 amino acids)
Biological process (GO): activation of protein kinase activity; CAMKK-AMPK signaling cascade; protein phosphorylation
Molecular function (GO): ATP binding; protein kinase activity
Source: RefSeq, a predicted model, not a curated record
CAGCUGAUUUGCAGGGAGGCCGGAGUUGUGGAUCCAGUGCAAACACUGGCACAUUGACAUGUAUAGCCGGGGAGCAGGGAAGCUGCAGAGACCGGUGUGUGCACUGCAGCUGCACAGGUUCUCGUUAAGUCGUGACCACAAGCAAACCAUAUCAUGCAGCCAAAUAGUGGUACAAGUAACGGCCUGUUGGAUUGAGACUGUUUAGACAAGAAGCCUUAAUAACAACUAUCUGCUGUAGUUGGUUUGGAAAUUGUAUUGUAUACCCUAGAGACUGUGUUGGAAUUUUCCCACACUGACACAAUGGAUUGUGAUUCUGGCCCAAAUAAAGACACUCCAGCAGAGCUUGCUGAGAGAGUUGCUGCUAUUGAAGUGGAUGAAGAAACAGACGCAUCGGUUGUGCUGACUUCAGAAGACAUGUAUAGGUUGAAAAAUAAUGGAAUGAGCUCUGAAACCAGCGAGGACGUAUUUUUAUCGUCCCAGGACCAGAGGGACUUGAGCUGUUUCCAAAGAGCUGCAUCUCGACCUACACUUUCGAACAGAAAGUUCUCCCUGCAGGAACGACCUACAGGUGGCUGCAUUCCCUCUCAAAAUCAGGCGUACGGCCCUUAUGCAACAGGUCCUGCCUCACACACAUCACCAAGAAUUGUCCGAAGGCCAACAAUUGAGUCGAAUCGGGUUUCCAUUUCUGACUCUGAUGAUUGUGUGCAGCUAAACCAGUACAAACUGCAGAGUGAAAUUGGCAAAGGCUCAUAUGGUGUUGUAAAGCUUGCCUACAAUCAAAGCGAUGACAAAUAUUAUGCUAUGAAAGUUCUUUCAAAGAAAAGGUUAUUGAAGCAAUACGGUUUCCCACGUCGCCCUCCCCCAAGAGGUUCAAAAACUGCAUCUGGUGAUCAGGCCAAACUAAUGGCUCCAUUGGAUAGGGUCUACCAAGAAAUUGCCAUUCUAAAGAAACUGGAUCACAUUAAUAUUGUCAGACUGAUUGAGGUCCUCGAUGAUCCAGCUGAAGAUAAUUUAUACAUGGUGUUUGACCUUCUACGCAAAGGACCUGUCAUGGAAGUACCAUCUGAUCGUCCCUUUACAGUAGAACAAGCCCGGAUUUACUUCAGAGACAUUGUGCUUGGUAUAGAAUACUUGCAUUACCAGAAGAUUAUUCACAGAGAUAUCAAACCAUCCAAUUUACUUCUUGGAGAUGAUGGUCACAUAAAAAUAGCUGAUUUUGGGGUGAGCAAUCAGUUUGAAGGCAACGAUGCACUUCUUUCAAGCACUGCGGGGACUCCAGCUUUCAUGGCACCUGAGACUCUGUCAGACACUGGACAGGGGUUCAGUGGAAAGGCACUGGAUGUGUGGGCCAUGGGAGUCACUCUUUACUGCUUUGUUUUUGGAAAGUGUCCUUUCAUGGAUGACUACAUCUUGGUUCUUCAUAACAUAAUUAAACAUAAGCCUGUGGAGUUUCCUGAGCAGCCAGUCAUAAGUGAUGAACUGAAAGACUUGAUUGUGCGAAUGCUGAAUAAGAAGCCAGAGGAUCGGAUAACUGUUCCAGAAAUAAAGCUACAUCCUUGGGUGACCAAAAAUGGUGAGGAUCCAUUACCCCUGGAGGAAGAGCAUUGCUCGAUAGUAGAAGUGACAGAGGAAGAAGUCAAGAAUUCAGUUAAACUCAUCCCAAGUCUGACAGCUGUGAUUCUAGUGAAAGCAAUGCUGAGAAAACGCUCAUUUGGUAAUCCCUUUGAAUGUGCAAGAAGAGAAGAACGGUCCAUGUCAGCCCCGGGAAACCUAUUAAUGUGCCAGUUUAGAUCAUCUAAAAAAUUGCUUCCACACAUAAGAAAACAAGCAAGUGGGGAGGUUCUGAAGGACACCGAGUUAGCUGACGUGGAGGAGGACGAUGGAGCGUCAUGAGUACUUGCAUGUCCAGAUCAAACCUGCCUGCUGCUCGAACUUGCUUUUCUGUGUUGCACAGAUAUGUACUCUCAUGACCAUCAUGAACCAAAGCUUGCGGUCUGUAACCUCCACUAACAAAAGGUCUUUGUAAAACGUUUACAGCUAUAUGGAGAAUGCGAUAAACAAAUAGAGACUGUCUACGUUACUUGUGCUAAACAUGUCUGUCUGCAUGUGUGUUUUAAUAAUUUGUGUAUGUAUACAGGACAAACUAUUGAACAAUGUGCCUCAUCUCCAUUUGUGCUUCUGCGGUAUCCAGUCCGUGUACUUUGAAGAUUGCUUGACGUAUGAAUGUCUUUUUAUUUAAGACUGAAAAACCAAAAGU